AUGACUAAUGAGUUCACGGUUGCUGUAGCUUGGAAGGUGUCCAGGUUGGUUCCUGCACUACAGGUGGACCUGUGGCAGCCCAGCAGCCCCUUCUACAUCACCGAAGGUACGGUCACCGACGUGCGAGUACCACAGAACACGUCCCGAAGUCUGCUGCUCUACCUCCAACAAGCAAACAUCCAGUACACGAUUCUCAUAUCAGACCUACAGAAAGCAAUAGAAAACCAAACUGGACUGAGGUCACAUCAUAGGAAUCGAAGGUCCCUCUCUGAGUAUAACUAUGAAGUGUAUCACUCCCUGGAAGAAAUCCAGGAUUGGAUGCAUCAUCUGAAUAAAACUCAUUCAGAUCUUGUUCAUAUGUUCUCUGUUGGAAAAUCCUACGAAGGGAGACCACUGUUUGUACUCAAGUUAGGUAAAAGAUCACGGCCCUACAAGAAAGCUGUCUGGAUAGACUGUGGGAUUCAUGCAAGAGAGUGGAUUGGCCCUGCCUUUUGCCAGUGGUUCGUGAAAGAAGCUCUUCAGACAUACCAGACCGAUCCUGCCAUGAGAAAGAUGCUAACUCAGCUGUAUUUCUAUAUCAUGCCUGUAUUUAAUGUGGAUGGAUAUCAUUUUAGCUGGACAAAUGAUCGAUUUUGGAGAAAAACAAGAUCAAAGAACACAAGGUUUCGGUGUCACGGUGUUGAUGCUAAUCGCAACUGGAAAGUGAAAUGGUGUGAUGAAGGUGCUUCAUUUCACCCAUGCGAUGACACCUACUGUGGUCCCUUUCCUGAGUCUGAGCCUGAAGUAAAGGCUGUCGCUCAUUUUCUCCGCAAACAUCGGAAACAAAUAAAAGCCUAUUUGUCCUUCCACGCAUACGCACAGAUGCUGCUGUACCCUUACUCUUACAAAUAUGCAACUAUUCCAAACUUCGGCUGUGUG
Balearica regulorum gibbericeps (East African grey crowned-crane) is the source of this 918-nucleotide messenger RNA. Lineage: Eukaryota; Metazoa; Chordata; Aves; Gruiformes; Gruidae. The record is from RefSeq and is a predicted model, not a curated record.